UAGGUUUAUGUGUUUGAGAAAAUAUUCGUCGUCUGCUCAACUCAAUCGUUGAACAUGAACAUGUACCAGCCUGUCUGUUUGUCCGUGUUAGUUUCUUCUCGAAAUUACAACAUUUCAUGACAAAAUGUGCAUUUGUUUGAUUGUGAGACAUGACAGAUCAGUGGAUUAGAUAUUUUACUGUCACGGAUCCCCGGCGGCACAGUAAAGGGUUUACUGUAUACAAAGUCACCUCCACAGUUUUCCCUCGAAAUUCUCCUGAGGCUAAAACUGAGGUUGUUGUUUGGAAACGAUACAAAGAAUUUCAAAUACUCUACAAAGAUCUGAAGAGCCGUCAUGAGAAACUUUACCUUAAAGAUCAAUUUCCUUCAUUCAGCAAACCCCGUCUGUUUGGCAGGUUUGAAUCUGAUGUUAUCGAAGAAAGGCGCCGUACGGCCCAGGACUUACUUGAUUUCACAGCUAAACAUCCCCCCCUUUUCACUAGUCAAUCCUGUGUAAAAUUUUUUGAGAAAAGUCAGAAAGUUGUACUUACUGAAAACGUGCUGAGUGAGAACCAGCAAUUAUGUUUAUUACCAGAUGUAACAGCACAACCAACAUCUGAGAGUUAUGACAGACUCUCCCAAAACUCCAGCCUAUCCUCAUUAACAGAUACAGACUCUUCAACUAGUAUUAUGAAUUCACCAUGUCAGCAGCAGGAUGAUACAUCUGGACUUGACAGCAGGGUCCAAGGUUUUAAGCAGUGUCUGACACCAACCCAUGACAAUCUAAAGUUUGAAAGCGAAAACAAACAAGUGAAAGAUGAUACAUUAGAUGCAACUACUGUAACAAGGAGCUGUGACUCUAGCUUACUAGCAGUUGCUCUUGAGUCUGAUAAACAAUUGCCAGCUUCUUCUCGCUGUUCUAAACAGCAUACUUCUUCAAAUCAAAGCACUCUUUGUCCCUCAAAAUUAAAUGUCAAUGAUACAUUGAGAGCAGUUUCAGAUGAAACCACUAAGGAAGUUUUGAGUCCCAACAACACCACAGAAGAUGAUUUUUUAACAUCACUAGAAGUAGAUUAUAUUACUCAAGCAGGGUAUCACAUCAGUCAAGCUGUAGAACAUGAAACAAAUUGCAAGUUUGAAGUGGCAUUUGCUUCCUACAAAGCGGCCAUUUCUUGUCUUCUAGGUGGUGUGUUAGAGGAUAUUUCUGAAGAGAGGAAAUCAUUUGUGCAAAGAAAAGCAUCUCAGUAUUUAUUGAGAGCAGAACAAAUUUAUCACAACCAUCUUGACGGGAAUCAUAAUACAACUAGAUCAAUCCCAGAAGUUAUUGAUAUUCCUCAAUUAAAAGAUACUUGUGUGAGGAGCUGGAAAUCUUUGGAAGCACCCAUUUCAGAUUUAAAGUUCUUCAAAGUUCUUGGCACUGUGUCAUCAGUCAUAUUAGCACUGGAUACAAGAAAUGGAACUCCUUGUAUUGUGAAGGUUCUUCAUAAAUCAUCAUGCCCAGUUGAUCGGAGAACAAAAUCCAUUGUGCCCUGUAAUGUUCCAUUCAUGUGCCGCUUGCACAAUUUCAUAGAAAAUGAAAGUGCUGUUUAUUUAUUCCUGGAGCAAGCAAGAGGUGGACGCUUAUGGGACCAUAUAAGUCCAUACUUUGAAAUAUAUCACAGUCCAGAAAGCUCUAGAAACAUUUUCUCUAAGCUCAUAUCUGACUGUGCAACAAAUGUGAUUGGUCCUAUCAGUAAUCUAAAUAAUAUAGAAAAUGCCGAAUCAGACAAACUAGUUGAAGGACCCGAGCCUUUCCCAUUGAAGACAAUUCCUUUAAAUGUUUCUUACGUCACAAAUUCUGCUGUUGAAAAUUUGAAACCAACUGAGCAAACCCACACCUCUGGCAUUGUACCAGAUAUUUCUGUAGAAGUUGAACCAGCAUCCCAGACUGAGAUUUUCAAGAAUCGUUUGUCGGAAGUUCCCUCCUCUUUGAACAAUCUUGUAUCGAGUCUUGGUCAAAACACUGAAGACAUUAUGAAAAAUUCUGAAAAAUUACUGGAAUCUGUCAAAAAAACCUUGUCAGAUAGUGAGGCAGCAACAAAAGCAUUACUAAGCUGUGAAUUACUUCCUAUUGGAGUUCCGCAUCAAGGAAGUGAUGAUGUUAAUAUUGGUAUUAGUUCGGUUUGUGCCUCUCCAAAACAGACAGUUAAAACACAAGGAUGUAGAGAAAGAUUAUCCUUGAUUACGAGGGACUAUGGGCGCCCAAUCAGUAAAGAUAGGAAGUCUGCAUCUUCCAGACAUUCCCGAAGUCGACUGCGUUUCAGUUGUGAUGAUAUGUUUGAAGGACGUGCCAGAGCUUUAUCAAAAAGUUUAGAUAGGGAAGCUCUGCAAAGAGUUCACCCUAGAGAUGACCAAGGAAUUUGUCUAGGUUUGCCAAUAGAUACUGUUCGUUUGUGGGCUGCUCAGUUGCUGUUGGCCUUAGAUGCUCUUCAUCGAUGGGGAGUGGUCAUUGGAGACUUACGUCCUGAUAAUCUACUUUUGAGUAAUGGCUUGAACUUGGUUCUAACUUAUCAUUGCCAGUGGGUUUGUGUUGAUCACCUAAUACACCCUGAUUCAAUAGAGCAGUACUAUGCAGCCCCAGAAAUAAGUAGUUUUCAAGUCAAAACUGUAGCAGCUGAUUGGUGGAGUUAUGGAGCAAUACUUUUUGAACUUCUUUCCGGCGAGACGCUCUACAGCUGUCACCCUGGUGGCUUUCAUAGUUAUUCCACCCUGCACAUUCCAAGUUCUGUACCAGAAGAGGGGGCCAGUCUCCUGACACAGCUUCUCCGUUUUGAAGCUCCAACCCGAUUAGGAGUGGGACCUCAUGGUGUAGCAAAACUCAAAGCACACUCUUUCUUUAAAGGCAUUGAAUGGAAUAAGGUUCUGUUGAUGUCUGCAUCUGUGUAAUUAAUUAAUGUAAAGGUUCUUCAAACCGUCCGUGUAAUUGUGAUUGCUGGAUACAAGGUAACUACUUAAUUGACUUUCUUCAUAAAUCUUCUGUUUCUACUUCUACUUAAUAUUUUUUAAAAAAUAACUCAAAAACAGAGAUUCAGAUAGAAUUUACAUUUUAAAAUUGACAAGUCUCUAAGCCCUCCAUUUAGCUGCCAUGAAACUAUUAAAAUCAUCUAUCUAUUUAUGUAAUAGAUACAAUUUUUUAGAAUUAUAUUUUAAAAGAAAAAAAUAAGAAUAAUACAAAUAUGUGUAUGAAGAAAAAAAGGAGUUUGGAAACCUAUUUAGUUUCUAGUCAAUAAUAUGUUUUGAUUCUCUGAGAUUUUAUUUCUAAUGCUGCACUUCCCCUGUUUUUCAUAAGAGGUGUUGGUCAGGGUUACUAUUGGAGUUGCUUUUAUUGUGUUAAGAGAAGGAAACAAUAAAAAAUAUCUUAUUAUUUUGUAUUUAUGGAGAGUAUUAGUGCAUUUAGCUUCCAGAAAUCCAAGCUGAACCAAGGGGUUUGCCUCUCCAACACAGUAAUUGCUAUCUCUUAAAAAUUCAUGAGAUAUGUUUAGGUACAAUUGUAUACUCUUAUCAUGCAUAGCCCAACAUCUAAUUUUUAAAUUUUUAGAGUGGUGACUUCAGUCUUUUAACUCUUCAAUAUGUUUUGCAAAGAAUAUGCCUUUUUUCAGAUACCUCACAGACCACCACCAUUUACUUGGUUGUGUGGAUCGGCAUCAGCUUCGCGUGUCUGAUUUGAUUCUCUAUAUUGACAGUGAAAAACAGGAUUAAUGAAUAGCUUUAUGGAGUCAUUUUAGUUAUACGUAGCUUUCAAUCUAAAAAUUUAUUCAAAUUUUCACCUUUAAACCAAGCUACAAAUGCUCCAUUUUCAUAACAACCCUGUCAUUUGCUCAGUAAACUUUUCAAGGAUCAUUCCAAGUGCUUAGAGUCACAGGUUACCGAUACCUUUCCUUCAAGAAAGAAUGAACCAAUAAAUUAUUUUAUUUAGUUACAUAUUUGUCUGCUAUUUACAUAUUUUCUUUUCUUGAUAGGGCAAGUAGGUUUUAGAUGGUAUGGCCAGAACAACAGAGUUGCAACCAAAAGAAAAAUGCAUACAGUAAUUUAAAAGAGUGAAAAGAAACUAGACUAUAAAAAAGAAAACUGAUUGCUGAUAUUGUUUCAAUCAUCUGUAAGAAGCAUCAUAAAAAUAGCCCUUAUUGAAGUUGAAAUACAAGUGAACCUCUGGUCAA
Molecule: messenger RNA, 4174 nt
Organism: Frankliniella occidentalis (western flower thrips)
Lineage: Eukaryota; Metazoa; Arthropoda; Insecta; Thysanoptera; Thripidae
Product: ribosomal protein S6 kinase delta-1
Exons: 15
Coding region: 150-2903 (917 amino acids)
Biological process (GO): protein phosphorylation
Molecular function (GO): protein kinase activity; phosphatidylinositol binding; ATP binding
Source: RefSeq, a predicted model, not a curated record